AUGUUCAUGUUAUUAAUUUUGCAAGCGGUAGCGACAAACACAGCCGGCCUUUGGCGAGAAAGCAUUGUUGAAUGCGGUUCUUAUAUCUCCAAUGAAGGAGAUUAUAGUUAUUCAGGAGAAGAAGACUGUAUGAUUACAGUCCAAGUUCCUUCACACAAAAUAGCUGAAACUAAGCUUUGUAAGGAUGAGUGCCACGAGGCAGCUACUAACGGUAACUAUACCAUCAAUAUUGGGAACGGCAUAAACAACCAGUUGAGUAUUCGUAUGUAUGACGUUUUCUUCAAAAGUUGUGACGAUAUUGCCAAAAACAUUCACGAGUACAAUGGAAAAACAAUUGUGUUACGGAACGAAAAGGGACAAGAAAACAGUUCGAAAGGCGUUACCUGCAAAAUGCAGCUACCAGCGAAUGUUAGAGUUCAUUUGCUAACAUACAACACGAAACGAAGGAAAAAGUGUUGCCCUGAUGUAGUAUUGGGGUCUGGAAACGAGCUAAAUAAGAUUGUAAAGAGCACAAUGUCUGUCUCAGCGUGUGAAAUUGAUAGAGACAAACAAUGGUUGCAUUCAUCUUGCCACUCAACCUGGCUUUACCUCCGGAAUCCGGCCAUUGGCGACGAGCUCAUUUUUCGAAUCGAAGAGAUUGAACUCGAAACAUGGCCGGUGUGCAUUACAAUGCCACCGAUUCCGUUGCACCGAUACACCUGUAAAAAGCGUGAAAGGUUUAAGAAAGCCCGAAGAACGUCAACAUACAGUUUUGAGCCGCGGUUGUUGUUCUCCAGAUAG
Molecule: messenger RNA, 780 nt
Organism: Caenorhabditis bovis
Lineage: Eukaryota; Metazoa; Nematoda; Chromadorea; Rhabditida; Rhabditidae
Source: the annotation of a GenBank genome assembly